This is a messenger RNA of Passer domesticus (house sparrow), 2215 nucleotides long. Its product is annotated as zinc finger protein OZF-like. Lineage: Eukaryota; Metazoa; Chordata; Aves; Passeriformes; Passeridae. Bases 250 to 1449 code for a protein of 399 amino acids. The record is from RefSeq and is a predicted model, not a curated record. The transcript has 4 exons.
AGGAGCACGAAGAGGAGCGGCCCGAGGAGGAGCAGCAGUGGCAGGAGCACUGCGGGGCUCCACGGCGAGCCCGCUGAGCCCGCAGCUCGGCUGGCCCCGGCAGCAUCGCAUUGCCCUGCGUGCCGCGGCAAGCAGCGCUGGGUGGUCGGGGAGUCACCGCUCCACUCACGGCACACACCACUUACAAGUUCGGAUUUCCCAUUCCCAGACCUUAUCUGGAUAGAGGAGAAGGCUGCGAGGAAGCAGAAUAUGCUCCAGGACACUGAGGCAGACAAGGAGCUGAAGAUGGAGAGCAGGGAGGACAAAUUCCCACGGCAGAACCUUAUGGACGAGGCCGUUUUGAGCGGCUCCACAGCACGGGAACCUAAUGGGGCUGAAAAGCCUCGGAGAUCCCUCAGGAGGAGGGGCUCCAAACCCAGCCCAGGAUAUGCUGAGGGAGAAAGACCCAGCCUGUGCCAGGAAGGCAGCCAGAGAUCUGGCCAGAGCUCUGAGGUGCUGGUCAAUGAGCAGCUUAAUGAUGGCAAGAAGACCCACCAGUGCUUGGAAUGUGGGAAGAGUUUUCCGGCGAGCUCCUGCCUGAUCAUCCACCAGAGGAUCCACACCGGGGAACGGCCCUACGAGUGUGGGGAAUGUGGGAAGAGCUUCAGGAUCAGCCACCACCUGAUGAACCACCAGAGGAUCCACACGGGGGAACGGCCCUACGAGUGUGGGGAAUGUGGGAAGAGGUUCCAGACCAGCUCCCACCUGAUCACCCACCGAAGGAUCCACACUGGGGAAUGGCCCCACGAGUGUGGGGAAUGUGGACAGAGGUUCAGGAUCAGCUCCCACCUGAUCGCCCACCAGAGGAUCCACACCGGGGAACGGCCCCACAAGUGUGAGGAAUGUGGGAAGAGGUUCAGGAUCAGCUCCCACCUGAUCGUCCACCAGACGACCCACACCAAUGAACGGCCCUAUAAAUGUGGAGAAUGUGGGAAAGGCUUCAGGAGGAGCUCCAGCCUGAAACUCCACCAGAUGACCCACACUGGGAUACGCCCCUAUGUGUGUGGGGAGUGUGGGAAGGGCUUCCGUGACAGCUCUCGCCUGAUCAUCCACCAGACAAUGCACACUGGGGAAUGCCCCUACACGUGCUUUGAAUGUGGGAAGACCUUCAUUGAGAACUCCAGGCUGAUUAUGCACCAGAGGAUCCACACUGGGGAGAGGCCCUACAAGUGCGGGGAAUGUGGGAAAAGCUUCAGCCAGAGCUCCACCCUAAAUGCCCACCAGAGGAUCCACACUGGGGAGAGGCCCUACAAGUGCGGGGAAUGUGGGAAAAGCUUCAGCCAGAGCUCCACCCUAAAUGCCCACCAGAGGAUCCACACUGGGGAGAAGCACUAUGAGUGUCCUGAGUGUGGGGAGAGGUUUCAGAGCAGAUACCGUCUCCUCAAGCAUCAGCAGAUUCACACAGAAUAGAGGCCCUUCCGCUGCCCCGACUGCGGGAGAGGCUUUAAGAGAAACUCCACUCUCAUCACCCACCAUCAGAUCCACGCUGGGGAGAGGCCCUAACAGAGUCCCAAGUGUGGGAAGCGCUUCUCCCAGAACUCUACUGUGACCCAGCACCAAGGGAGGCAGCAGUAAGGGAAGCCCUACAAGUGCCCCGUGUGCGGGAAGAGCUUUGAGCGCUGCUCCAACUCCAUCCCCCACUGGAGGACCCCCAUUGGAUGGUCCACGAUGACCCUCGUUGGGCUGAGACUUGGUGAUCCAUGGUCCUGGUGAUCCAUGUUGGGAAGAAACCUGGCUGGUGGUCUGCACAUCUUCCUGGCUCCCCUUGGGCACUUGGGAUACAGCCAGAGAAAAAUCCAUUGGGAUGCAAACCGAAUUCAGAAUUUCAUAGGGGACAGCACAGUUUUUUACUUUCAACCCCAAAAAAAUCUCACCUUUUGCAUCCAAUCAUUUCUUCAGGUGGCAUCAAGGAAUACUGGAUGGUGUUGGAGGUCUUUUCCAAUCAAAAUCAUUCUAUGAUUCUAAUUCUCUCUGGCCCAUAGGCAUUUUUCACAGCCAAAUGGUGAUUGACUGGAGCAAAAACAAGAUUUUGGAGACAGUGGAGUGGAAAUUCCUCUGGAAAAGGUUCUACUCACCCAGACACAUGGAUACUCAGCCAGCAUGGACACGUAAAUUCUUUUAUUUUGGCUUUCAUUUUCCUUCAUUUUUCUUCAUCCCUUCACUCAAACAUUGGGGU